This is a messenger RNA of Anoplophora glabripennis (Asian longhorned beetle), 1855 nucleotides long. RefSeq names its product glucose-6-phosphate 1-dehydrogenase (gene Zw). Gene Ontology annotation, biological process: pentose-phosphate shunt, oxidative branch; glucose metabolic process. NCBI's taxonomy places the organism in Eukaryota, Metazoa, Arthropoda, Insecta, Coleoptera, Cerambycidae. The transcript has 7 exons. Gene Ontology annotation, molecular function: NADP binding; glucose-6-phosphate dehydrogenase activity. The record is from RefSeq and is a predicted model, not a curated record. Gene Ontology annotation, cellular component: cytosol. Bases 177 to 1748 code for a protein of 523 amino acids.
GAUUACCUGUCUUUAAUUGAUGAUUUGAACCUUUUUGCACCGUCAGUUGUUACAUUUUUGAAAUGUGAUGCUUGAAUCUCUAGAUCUUAGAUCAAGAAAUUUUUAGUGCAUAUUAUCAUUAGUAUCUGGUAAUUUCUUAUUAAAUAUCGCAUUUUAUUCAAUAAUUAACCAUUAAAAUGAGCAUUUCCGAACAGAAACCAAAAGCCCAAAAAUCUGAAUUAUGUUUGGCUUUAUUCAGGCAGUCCCUAAAAUCUAUAGAUAUGGAUCAUGAUGGGACACAUUUUGAUAUAAAUAGGCCCCAUGUGUUUGUAAUCCUAGGAGCAUCGGGUGACUUGGCCCGUAAAAAAAUUUACCCCACAAUUUGGUGGUUGUACAGAGAUAACUUGCUUCCACCAAACACAGUUUUUUAUGGGUAUGCAAGAAGUAAGACAACUGUAGAGGAAAUUAAAAUUAAAUGUGAACAGUAUAUGAAUGUAAAGCCUGAAGAACGGGAACGUUAUGACCAAUUUUGGGAGUUAAAUCGUUAUAUUUCUGGACAAUACAAUUCUAGAACAGAUUUUGAAAAGCUAAACCAGGAGUUAACUUGUUUCGAAAAGGGUGCAGUUGCAAACAGACUAUUUUAUUUAGCUCUACCUCCUUCUGUUUUUGAGGAAAUUACUGUGCAUAUUAGAAAUUCUUGUAUGGCCGUUAAAGGUUGGACAAGAAUUAUUAUUGAGAAACCAUUUGGGCGUGACUUAAACACAUCUCAAAAAUUAUCUGAUCAUCUAGCAUCCUUGUUCGCUGAGCAUCAAAUUUACCGUAUCGAUCACUAUUUGGGCAAAGAGAUGGUACAAAAUCUAAUGACACUUAGAUUCGGCAAUCGCAUUUUCAACCCUUCAUGGAACCGGGACAACAUUGCGUCUAUACAAAUUAGCUUUAAGGAACCCUUUGGCACUCAAGGGCGGGGUGGAUAUUUCGAUGAAUUCGGGAUUAUACGUGAUAUUAUGCAAAACCAUUUGCUGCAAAUUCUAACACUUGUUGCGAUGGAGAAACCUGCUACUUGCCAACCAGAUGAUAUUAGAGAUGAGAAAGUAAAAGUCCUGAAAAGCAUUAAGGUGCUGGAAUUAAAAGAUGUUGUUUUGGGACAAUACGUUGGCAAUACUGAGGGAGAGGGUGAAGCUAAACUAGGAUACCUUGACGAUCCGACUGUACCCGAAGGGUCAGUUACUCCAACGUAUGCUUUGGCUGUGUUAAAAAUAAAUAAUGAGAGAUGGGAUGGAGUUCCAUUUAUUGUUAAAUGUGGAAAAGCUCUAAAUGAUCGUAAGGCUGAAGUUAGGAUCCAGUUCAAAGAUGUUCCGGGAGAUAUUUUUGACGGAAAACCAAAACGUAAUGAGUUGGUCAUUCGCGUGCAGCCUGGGGAAGCUCUCUAUGUAAAACUAAUGGUUAAAACUCCUGGCAUGGCGUUUGACAUGGAAGAAACUGAACUUGAUUUGACAUAUGGUAGUCGCUAUGCUGGUGUUAAAUUACCAGACGCUUACGAACGGCUUAUUCUGGAUGUGUUCUGCGGCUCCCAAAUGCACUUUGUGCGUUCGGAUGAGUUGAGCGAGGCUUGGAGAAUCUUUACUCCAUUGCUGCACAGGAUCGAGACAGAAAAAGUCAAACCUAUCUCGUACAAGUAUGGUAGUAGGGGUCCAAAGGAAGCCGAUGAAAUGUUAGUAAAGAAUAACUUCACUUAUACAGGGUCUUACAAGUGGAAACCAAAAAUGUAAAAAUCGGUUCAAUACUCUUCAUACAUUCCUGUUUGAUUUGUUGUAAAUUUUAUUUACAUUUUUGUUUGGUUAAGGAACUUUCGGCAAUAAAACAUUUGUUCUAAAAA